Messenger RNA from Rhopilema esculentum, 4303 nucleotides. The record is from RefSeq and is a predicted model, not a curated record. Lineage: Eukaryota; Metazoa; Cnidaria; Scyphozoa; Rhizostomeae; Rhizostomatidae.
ACUUAUAUUACAAGACUCAAAUAAAAAGGUUUGGAAAGCAGUUUAUAGGACCUUCUCCUGAUUUUGUGUCUUACCCCUGCACUGAGCACGAGGGCAAAACCCACCGCUUGCUGGUCACUGCAAAGGUUGGAGGGAGAACACUACUUUAUCUCGUUUUGAGAUACUAGCCUCGCUUGUGUUCAAGAGCACGAGGAGGAGGGGAGGGGAAGUGAGUUUGUAAUAUUGGUGUAUUUACUCGGUCUCCUUGCACAAGUUGUCGUUCCCUUAUGCUUCAUCUCUUUCUUGUGACAGUUAGUUAAAUGAGGUAAUGGCAACCAUACAUCUAUGAAGGAUUGUUUCAGGAAUGGCAAUGUUAUAUAAAGUUUUACCAAAGAUUUUCAAUUGACAAUGCUGAGAAGAUGUAUUAUUUGCAGAUUUGCACUUUUAGGUGUUUGAAUUAAAGACUCCAAAGAUUCUUGAAAUAACUGAAUUGUUUUGGCUCUCCACAACAAUGUUAAAACUGAGAAGCACAUUAAUAGAGCUAGGGGAGCUUAGCUUACCUGAUCAUAACAAUCAGCCUGCUUUGAAAAGAUUUUGUGUGGAUAUUGAUAAAGAAAUUAGCAACUUUUUUGAGUUAUGUCCAGAGUUAAAGGAGAAAAAAGGCUCGUCAAUGACACCAUCAGAGGAUGAAUGUUUACCUUCAGCUUCUAACUCUGAACCUUCUUUUGCUUCAUUGUUAAAUUUACCAUCAACUUCAGCAUCAGCACCAACUUCAGCAUCAGCAUCAACUUCAGCAUCAGCACCAACUUCAGCAUCAUCACCAACUUCAGCAUCAUCACCAACUUCAGCAUCAGAACCAAUCUCUCCAUCAACAUCAACUUCACCUUCACAGAUUUCAUCUCCAUGGACUUCGCCAUCAUCAGCUUCAUCUUCACCCAGUAGACCAUCAUGGGCAUUGUUUUCGUCAAUUUUUGAUAAUUUGGUACAACAACAAGAAGGCAGACAAAGAUUAAACAUGGAAGCAUUGAAAGAAUAUGAUUUAUCUAAAAUGGCUGCAGAUUCUGAAGCUAUUGUAUCAGAAAACUUUUAUCAGGGAUCUUCUAUUUGUGAUGAAUCAGUCAGGGAACAUGUCGAGAUGAUCAGAGACUUUAUGAACAAACAUGUUUAUGGAGAAUUGCCUACAGAUGAUUCAUUGAUGCUUCUUUUUAGACAAUUUAGAGCUUUCUACAUUCAUAAAUUAACAAAAAUCAAUUCAAAGCAGUUGCACAUUGAAAGAGGAAUGAAGAAAAUUCGUUUUGAUUUCUCAGUCACCAAGAAAAAAAGUAAAAAAGGGUUCUUAGCUGCUCGGUAUUUUGCAAAGAUGAAGAGAAGGGAGAGGUUGGAGAAAACAUUAAAAAAGUUGCAUAGCGCUAUUGCAAAUACAUUCAAAUUUGGCCAAAGGCACAAUGUUAACUAUGCUGAUUUCUUUGACGAUGAUGAUGUCUCAGAUUUCCCUUGGCAUCCAGCUGAAAUUGAGCUUUGUGGUUUAAUAGAGUACGAUAGGAUUUUCAGUAAAAAGAUGGAAAAAUAUCAACAAUAUCUCUCUGAUGUUGAAGAAAGAAUUCUACAAAGUCAUUCAACAGCCUGUUGAAAAAAUUUUUGGAAUUCCUCGACAUUGCUUUGUUCUUUUUUGUAUAUUUUGUAGUAUUUGAAAAGUAUUUUUGUUUAAGAUUUUUUGUUAUUUUGUUUGUGAUACAAUUGUGAUAUGAUAAACAUAAAUGAUAAACAAUUAUAAUUUUUAUAAUCAAACAGAAUUCAUAUACAUUUAUAAACAUUGUAUAAUAAUUUAAGAGAAUGUAUAAAUGGUUAAGCAAUACGUUUUUUUUAUUUCUAGAUAGAAAUUGAUAAUUUCUUCAAAAUUCAGAUACAAUGUUCUUUAAAGAUCAAUUAAUUUCUGUUAAAUGUAUUCCCCCCUUGUAGAUGUAUUCUUUUUUGCACAAUGAUAUCAAUAACUGGUUCAUCAUUUGGUCGAUUUCCUUCUUUUAUUUGCAGAUAAUUUCAAGUCUGAAAGUAAUGAAUGAGGUAUUGAGAGUAAUGCUCGCUUGAGGUAUUAAACGAAGCUUGUCAUUUGUAUUUAUCAGUUUUAAAAGUUAUUUGGCUUCAUCUUUAGCUUCAUUAUUUCGCACUUUUAUUAUAUUUCAAUGCCCCAUUUGAUACUUUCAGUUUUGAAGACUUGCUGUACUUUAAAUGGUGUAAGCGUAAAAAUUGUUCUGUUCUGUAAUGUUCUGUAGACUAAGGUACUUAUAAGAUCGAUGGCCUUAUUCCAAUAUCUUAAUUGUUGCUUUCAUCGUUUUUUCUGCUUUCUAUUCCAGAAUAUCAAACUCUUAAUAAUAACCCAUAACUAUCCUCUUAUUAUCUCUUAUUUUCGUAAUAUAUUCGAUUGCUAGAAAACUGUAUAAUGUUAAAGUUUGUCACUAAUUCAUUGACUUUUCUUCCUAAAAUUUAAGGUUUGGCAACAUUUCAGAUUAUUUUUCCUGGUCUGUUGUGCAUCAUCGACCUCGAGUCUUCCGAAUUCAGCCUCUUAUUUUUGUAUUUUGGCUUGUUCGACUUGUUAGAGAAAGUUUUAAAAUUGAUCUCUAUCUCUUGAAAAAGAUUUGGUUUACACAAAAGUAAUCCAUUGAAUUUAACCCUCAAUUUAGAUUUUCUGAACACGGCUCAACUUUGGUAGUUUGCCUUAUUCAAGUUUUUUUCAACUUUCGGCGUAGGUAAAAUUGUUUAUACUUUAUUUUAUUUGAAAAGAUAAUUGUUAUACUAAUGUUUCAAUUAUAGUGUAUUCGAUUGAAAUUUUUUGACAUUCGAUCGACAUUUGAUUGACAUUCAAUCGACAUUGAUUGACAUUCAAUCGACAUUGAUUGACAUUCGAUCGACAUUGAUUGACAUUCGAUCGACAUUGAUUGACAUUCGAUCAACAUUGAUUGACACUCGAUCGACAUUUGAUUGGCAGUUAUUGUCGUUAUUGUUGUUGAUUGGCUAAAGAUAUAAAUUCCCAAUUCCUUAUUGACCAAUAAGAGUUCAAGCAAUGUACAGCAGUUGGUUUUUUUGCACGUCUUUGCUAAUACUCAGCAAAAAAGGUAAUGUAAAAUGUGGCGCCAAAUAGUUUUGCUUUUUAAAAAAUCGAUUUGUUGAUAAAUUUAUAAAAAAACUGUCAUUCUAAUCAGCAAAACUAAAAAUCAAUUAUAAACUAUGCUCAGUGUCUGCUGUUUAUCCACUCCUAUAGACUUGCAGAGCUAGACGAGGAGGUUACUUCUAUUAAGGCCUGAGAGGGGUCCAGUUGAUUCGAGGGUCUUAGCAAAUGGCCCAUUUUCGAUAAUAACACAACGGCUUAGUUUAGCUUGCAAUUUAUUAUAGACAAUGAACAAGAUUUUAUUUUCUCGAAUCAACAACAGUCAAUGGAGAAGAAAUUUAUCAAAGAAGGACCAUGCGCGCACAAAGAAAUGGAAGCUACCAAGGAUAUUCCGUAUUUAUGCUACCAUUUGAGGGUUAUUGUCAAAAAAGACUAUCAUUUGAGGGUGAUUUUUAACAUUUUUGCUUUUUGCCCUCUUGACUGAACUUAGGCAAUAGUGGGAGUACCCCCGGGCUUGCAGAACCUGCCUCGAAUCGAGAACGAUGAAAGAAACAAAAAUUGUUUAUGAGUCUUCAACUCUCCCUUAAGGUCUAUUUGAUAUACGAAGCGUUUCCAAAGUCUGGGGCAAAUGUAGUCAAAAUGGGAGCACCUCAGUAAAAUGCAAAUCGGUUCUUUACACAUGUUUCGUGUCUCGUGUGCCCUCCGGUUCUUACUUCUAUGCUAGAGUCACCAAUGGAUAAAAUGAAACCGGCGCCUAGCUGAUAAAAUGCCAUGUUUUAUUAUCUUUAGUAGAGGUAAAAGCUUAUUAUCAUUCUUGAUAAACUGGUCGAUAUCACAUAUCAAUUUCAUCAUCAUGGAAUUCAUAUGAUAUAAUUUAGUCAUUGAAUUCUAGUAUAUCUUUGGAAUAUUUUUUAAGCUUGAACUUUCCACACGAUCCCUUUAUUCAUCUUUUCAAACAAUACCUUAUUUUCUCUAUCUUUCUUGGCAUUUUCGAUGUAGGUUUGAUAGUGUUUUCGAACAAGAUUUCUUUCACAAAUUGUUCAUUGUAUUUUAUUCUUUAAGGCGUCCAAUGUUUUGCAGAUUGAAGAACUUUGGAUCUUUGUCUUGAAAUAAUUCUAUUGCAUCACCUAUUUGCAAAUUGACAUUCUUCACAGUAACAUUUUCGAAAGCUUUGGAUCAAGUUGAAAUUCAAAAACUCCUUCUAAAGCUGCUAAGUCUACA